AUGGACGAUGAUCUGUUCCAACUGAGACAGCUGCCUGUUGUCCGCUUCCGUCGUACAGGUGAGAGCAUACGCUCAGAGGAUGAUGGAGAGAACAGAGAACAGUUUAUCAGGAUCGCCGAGCAGACUGAUCUGGAGUCUGUGGCUCUUACAGACGGAGCUCCGGUUCCUCGGGAGUUUGCCAAUCCAACUGAUGACACAUUCAUGGUGGAGGAUGCCGUAGAGGCCAUCGGCUUUGGGACCUUUCAAUGGAAGCUCUCCAUCCUCACUGGUCUGGCCUGGAUGGCCGAUGCCAUGGAGAUGAUGAUCCUCUGCAUCUUAGCCCCUCAGCUCCACUGUGAAUGGAAGCUGCCCAGCCUCCAGGUGGCACUUCUUACAUCGGCAGUGUUUAUUGGGAUGAUGCUCAGCUCCUGUCUUUGGGGAAACAUAUCUGACAAAUACGGCAGAAAAACAGGUCUGACGCUGAGUGUGCUGUGGACCAUGUUCUAUGGCGUACUGAGUGCAUUUGCACCAGUCUAUGGCUGGAUCCUCGUCCUCCGUGCACUCGUGGGCUUUGGCAUCGGAGGAGCCCCACAGUCGGUGACACUGUAUGCUGAGUUUCUGCCAAUGAGGUCCAGAGCCACAUGCAUCUUGCUGAUUGAGAUAUUUUGGGCCCUGGGCACUGUGUUUGAGGUGCUCUUAGCCAUCCUGGUGAUGCCCACUCUGGGCUGGCGUUGGCUGCUCGGACUUUCAACCCUUCCUCUCUUCCUCUUUUCCAUCUUGUGUUGUUGGCUACCUGAGAGUGCUCGAUACGACAUGUUGACGGGGAAUCAUGAAAAAGCCCUGUCCACAUUGAAGCGCAUCGCUGCCGAGAACGGAGUACCGAUGCCCCUGGGGAAACUCAUCGCUGCAAGACAGGAGGAACGUGGAAAGAUUCAAGACCUUUUUUCACCACACUUUCGCUGGACCACAAUUCUGCUGUGGUUCAUUUGGUUUGCGAACGCCUUUUCUUACUACGGGCUGGUGCUGCUCACUACAGAGCUGUUUCAGGAGGGAGGUGCAUGCGGAAUGACCAAACGUAACAAGAGGGAGCUCGGAUGCAACUUGGAGUGUAAAUAUCUGAACUCUGACGACUACAAAGACCUGUUGUGGACGACCUUAUCUGAAUUCCCAGGACUUCUAGUGACACUGUGGGCUAUCGAUCGAUUAGGAAGGAGGAAGACCAUGGCGUUGUGUUUCUUCGUCUUCUCUAUGUGCAUCAUUCCACUCUAUGGCUGUGUUGGGAGAACAUCCAUGACAGUUUUGAUAUUCAUCGCCAGAGCUUUCAUCGCAGGAGGAUUUCAAGCUGCAUAUGUGUACACUCCAGAGGUGUACCCAACAGCGACCAGGGCUUUAGGUCUGGGAAUGAGCAGUGGAAUGGCCAGAGUCGGUGCCCUCAUUACACCUUUUGUUGCACAGGUAAUGUUGGAGUCUUCUGUGUACCUGGCUCUGUCCGUGUACUGCUGCUGCUGCCUGCUCGCCGCCAUCGCCUCCUGUGCACUGCCAAUAGAGACCACAGGCCGCGGCUUACAGGAGUCCACUCACCGCGAGUGGGGCCAGGAGAUGGUGGGCCAGGAGAUGGUGGGCCGGGAGAUGGUCGGCCGGGCCCCCUCCCAAAGCUCAGGGGAACACCCUCCUUCAAGCUCAGGCUCCCAAGGAUGAGGACUUGUUUGCUGGAGCACAACUGGGAGAGGCAAGCACAGUGAGGAAAAGAGGCGAGGAGAGGCCAAGAAAAGCUCAACCAGCUUUCGGUGUCCAUCUCCAGUCCCAUGUUAUGACUCUUCAGUUUAGGCACUACGGUGGCUUCAAAGGGCCAGGCAGCACAAGGAAAUAUGUUUUAUUAUAUAGUCUUCAACUACCAUUGCUGUCACAAUUUUGCCACUGAAUAACCGCACAAGGGGCUACUGGAUGGAACAAAUGACCUACACCAGGGCAAGAUUGAGGAAAAUAAAAGGUGGACAACAUUUGAACAAUUCAUGAGAGAAUUCAAAUACUUUACAUAAAGUAUUGCUUUUUUAAUUCAAGAGAAGUAAAGGUGAAUAAAGGACAAAAAAGUGAUAGCUUCCAUCAACCAUCUUCUUUUGAAAGAGCCUUGAAGAAUAUCUAUUUGAGUUUGAGAGACCUUCUCUUAACCUUCUUUUAACAUACCAGGCACAGGUGCAUAUAUAAAAGAGACCAGCAUAUUGUGAACAAAAUUGUCUGUUAAAAAACACAAGCUUUAUAAAAUGUACAUUACUGAAGUGAGGUACAGUCCCACAUCAUUAAAUCAACAGACAAUAAGAUAAGGUCUGGGGAACCUUAAUUCAAAAAUAAAUAGUGUAAAGGUAGUGAAAGGACACACAGUAAGUCACUGUGUUAAACCUUGUGCUAAAUAUGUUCUUUAUUUUGUGUCAGUAUUAUUUCACAUUUUAACAUGGAUGAUGUUUGUUGUCAGCUGAAGAAACAAGUAUCAUUAUGAGGCCAUAUUAGAAUCAACAACCUAAUAAAUCUGCCAAAGCCUUCACCAUAGCAUAUUUACAUCAGUGACAUCAUACAGUGAACGAUAUUUCAUAAAUAUAACACAACUGGAACAAGUCCACAGAUCCUGGCCUGCAUCUGAAGACAAUUGUAAGUUAAUGUUGAAGUAAAUCUAAAAAGUAUUUUCAUCGCUCAAAGUAACACAAUUUAAAAAAUGCCAUGAACAUGAAUAUAUGGUGUCCUGAUCUAUAAAUGCAGCGUCUCUUGCUCUACUCGACUCGAGGCUUUGCACACAUAGACCUACACAUGUAUGUAUGUACACAUCCAUUAACAGGGUGUUACAUUCUGUCUUUCUGUAAAUAAUGUAUAUGUAUCAAUACCUGUUUUAGUUGUUGUCUUUGCUUUUGUUUGUAACAAAGGUGAUGUGGAGACUGACUUGUCAGAGUGACACACUGUGCAAAGAUUUGUGGAAAAAAAAGGUUACAGGAACUAGUACAGGCCCAGCCAGCUGACUCUUUACCUGUUGGAGAUAUAGUGCUGUAUUAAGUGUCUGUGUGCACAGAUUCUUGUCGAUGCACUGGAUGUAAAUGUGUAUGAUACUAUAGUAAAUAAUCUUUCCAAAA
Molecule: messenger RNA, 3095 nt
Organism: Trematomus bernacchii (emerald rockcod)
Lineage: Eukaryota; Metazoa; Chordata; Actinopteri; Perciformes; Nototheniidae
Gene: svopa
Product: SV2 related protein a
Exons: 16
Coding region: 1-1677 (558 amino acids)
Biological process (GO): transmembrane transport
Cellular component (GO): membrane
Molecular function (GO): transmembrane transporter activity
Source: RefSeq, a predicted model, not a curated record